This is a messenger RNA of Anneissia japonica, 7793 nucleotides long. Its product is annotated as ammonium transporter Rh type B-like. Gene Ontology annotation, biological process: ammonium transmembrane transport; ammonium homeostasis. Gene Ontology annotation, cellular component: plasma membrane. Bases 204 to 1262 code for a protein of 352 amino acids. The transcript has 12 exons. Gene Ontology annotation, molecular function: ammonium channel activity. NCBI's taxonomy places the organism in Eukaryota, Metazoa, Echinodermata, Crinoidea, Comatulida, Comatulidae. The record is from RefSeq and is a predicted model, not a curated record.
GCAGUGCUUUAUAGUACUGCUAGAUUAUUAUUAAAGCUGUGUAUAUAACAUCUGUUUUAUGAAUUGUAGAAAUUAAUAGCUGUAAAUGUGCAUGAGGUCCUGCGUGUCAUUUAUGAUCAACACGAGGUAGCACCGUCUGCAAAAUACAGGUAUUCUGACAUCAUCAUCCGCUGAAAUAUACGAGGUCGACCGGUUGAAACACGAUGUCUGACAAAACGAAAUAUAAGGGUCUGGCAACUAGUGAGAAGACUACCGAUGGAAUUUCUCGUCAAGAUCGAAAAUCGAAAAUGGCUUGGAGUCGUGGAAAGUUUGGUAUUAUAUUGGCCUGUUUACAACUUCUGUUCAUAAUUCUAUUUGUUGUUUUCAUUGAAUAUGAUGAGGAAGCAGACGCCGCCAAAUUACAUUCAGUAUCAAGUCUUGAAAAUUACUACCCAAUGUUCCAAGAUGUCCAUGUGAUGAUUUUUAUUGGUUUUGGAUUUCUGAUGACAUUUUUGAAGAGAUAUGGGUUUGGCAGCAUUUCAUUCAAUUUCUUGAUCUCUGCAUUUGUGAUUCAGUGGGCAACAAUCAUGGAAGCUUUCUUCUGGCUUGAAGAUGGAAAAUUUCAUGUUGGUGCAGAACAGAUGCUGACAGCCGAUUUUGCUGCGGCGGCCGUUCUGAUAUCCUUUGGAGCACUACUUGGUAAAGUGUCACCACUUCAGCUCAUCGUCAUGGCCUUUUUUGAGAUAAUCUUCUUUACGAUCAACUUGUACCUCGGCCUAGAUCAUAUUAAGGUUUUGGAUGUGGGUGGCUCAAUGUUUGUUCAUACUUUUGGUGCUUACUUUGGCCUCACUGUCUCAAGAGUUUUGUACAAUAAAGCAGCUGCAGGUAAUGAGAAGGAAGGGUCUGUGUAUCACUCUGAUCUCUUCUCAAUGAUUGGAACUAUUUUCUUGUGGAUGUUCUGGCCAAGCUUUAACGCAGCCCUUGCACAAGGUGAUGAUCGUUACCGAGCUGUUCUCAACACGUACUACUCAUUAGCUGCUUGCUGUGUAACAACUUUCAUUGUUUCGCACUUUGUCCAGAAGGAAGGCAAAUUCAAUAUGGUCCACAUUCAGAAUGCGACCCUGGCUGGAGGAGUAGCAGUUGGGGCUUCAGCUGACUUGAUGAUCCACCCUUGGGGUGCCAUUCUGAUCGGUACUCUGGCUGGAGUCCUGUCCACUGUUGGCUACACUUACUUUACGGUAUUGUAUAAUUAUUAUUUACUUAAUUUAUAUGUUAUUUAUUAGAAUAUGAAUUUAAAUUGUUAAUGGUAAAUGAAAAUUGUGAUUAGGCCCCUGGGGACCAGCAUCCGCAGUGCAGUGCUUACCAUGAUCAAUCUACCAGGAGAUAAUCCCUGCUCUUUUUAUACAGUGUACUUUUUAUGUGCAUGUGUGCUAUUAUACACACAGGACCAAUGCCUUAACUUUCCAUAUGAAAUUUGAGUUAAUUAGAGCAAAGUACCUUACCCAAGAACAUAAGCUAGAACAACAUUGGCAGGUCUUGAACUCAGAAAACAGACAAGUAUGAUACAACAAGUAGCAUGAACCCCUUUCAACGUCCCAUACUGUGUGAAUUGUACUGGAAAGUACCACUAUAACAACUCCCUGACAGUAAAUACAGUACUUUGAGUAAGGAGUGCUUUCAAAUAAGCACCACAUGGUCCAACCAGAAAUUGUUUUAUUCAAUCUUGAACAACUACUGCAGUGCUCAUUAAAAAUAUAUUUAAUUUUUAAUAAAUGUUGCAGCACUAAAUGUAGAGCAAAAAUUAUUUGUGUCCAUUACAUUUUUCUCGCAAUUAUGUAUCUACUGUUCUGUUCUGUAAUGUGACUUUUCUGAAAGAGUAAAUACAGUCCGCCCUCCAAUUCGAGACCACUCUGUGUAUCUGAAAUUUCAGGUGGUCUCAGGGUUCAGUCUCAAAUUAGCAACCACUAAAUAGAGACCACAGGAUUGAAGUGGUCUCCAAGCAGCAUAAUUAGACGGUAACCGAACCUGAAACCUCUAAAUGAAGGCCGAAGAUAAAAGUGGUCUCCAAAAGACAACAUGGGACAACCAUUCAUUUAUUUCAAAGAAACUGUUGUUUGCUUCUAAAUAUUUUUUAGCAACUUGUAGCUGUUUAAAACACAUUGAAAAAAAUCUGAACAGCAUACUGUAAUGUAAAUAUAACAUUUACACUUUAUUUGACUAAAGUUAGGUUCAGGUAUGUAGAUGCCCAUCCUUUACAUAAAGAAAGGUGUUAUUUUCUUUUGUGUUACUUGGCCUUUCCUUAUAUUCCCAAUCUUCAAUAAGCAAUUCUCCAAUGGGUUUGAAAGUUCCUCAUGGCCAUGAUAAAGUGGAGAUAGAAGUUCCGUAGCUAGACUCUUUGAUAAGGUGGGGGGGGGGGACCAAGUACUGGAAGGGCCAUGCCCACUUCAGUACAGCCAUUGUUGGAGCUAAAUUUGAAUGGACCUGCCCCCUCCUCUUUUGGUUACUGGGCUGGAUAUCCAUUUCUUUUCAGAUCAAAGCGAAUACCAACAGGGAAACACUCAGAUGACACUGUUCUUACAAAUCUUUGGAUGAAACCAUUAUGUCAGGUGUUCCAUCUUGACUAGAUUUCCAAUAUUUUCCCCCAAUAACUGUCUAUGUUACUAUAUAAAAAAUAAUUUUUGCUUUAGUUUUAAUUAUUUACGUAUCUUUGAUUUUAGCAGAGGGCCAAACAAUUGCCCGGCUACGGGGCCGGGCAAUUGAAUGGCUGAAGAAGAAAAUCAGAAACAUAAGGACUGUAUCAAAAUAGGGAUAAGCAGCUGAUUCAACAGUUCACUUUUUCAAAAAACUUGAAUCUGUUAAUUUGAUUAUAUUUUUUAAUGUGGUCUUGAAUUGGAGGUCAUUUUGUCACUUGGUACUUCCAUAAAUGUGGUCUCAUAAUUAGAGGGUAAGUUCAGUGUUAAAAGAUAGGUGGUCAGUUGAUACUUUGAAAAACUGAUCUCGAAUUAGAGGGGUCUCGGAAUUAGAGAGGUUUCAUCGAAUUUAAGGGCGGGAUGUACAUUACUGUAAGUAAGUAACAAUGAUCACAGAACGUUGCAGUAACGGAGUGUCAUUCAAAACUUGUAAAAAGAGACACAAGCACCCAUGCAUUUCAUAGGAUCAAAAGGUCAUUAUUCUCUCCUUUUUAAAGAAAAUCAUAAAUCUUCUUUCUAUGCACUAACAAUUUUAACUAGUUGCAUCACAAUAAUACUUGUAUUUCUAAAGGAAGAGAAUACAAUAAACAAAUGGGUGUCUCCAGUGGCCAUGACCUCAUUCAGAUUUAAGUUCAACAAGGUACAGUAUCUUGACCCAACUUCUCCAACAAUACUCAACAUUCCAAUCACCAGCACAUCCCAGCUAAAAAUAGGUUUAAAUUUCUGCAAUGAUAAAAAUAAUUUUGGGCACUCACUGGCUCUGGCAGGCUAUGUCGUACCCCGCGAGAGGCAGUGAGUGCCUGGUAUGUUCAAGAGAGCUAAGUUAGGGCUGCACGUAUUACAGCAACAAAUACAGAUUACUAUUGUUCAAUUCCAUUAUAUCAAAUUGAAUGUAGCCACCACAUUUUCUACCUAUAUUAUUGUGGUAUUAUUUUUCUUUAAUGAUCAGCCAUGUUUGUCGAGCAAAGCCAAGGUGCAUGACACAUGUGGUGUUAACAAUCUUCACGGGAUGCCAGGGGUGUUAGCAGGAGUAAUCGCUGCUAUCGUUGUAAGCUUUGCUGAUGAAGACACCUAUGGAGACAGCCUAUACGAGCAAUUCCCGGCUCUUGCUCCGAAAAACCACACAGCAGCAUACACAGAGCUUUCAGCUAGAAUUAAGAUCGAUUUGGUACCAGGGGAGGGGCGUAGUGCCAGCACCCAGGCUGGGUAUCAGAUGGUGGCCCUCAUUGUCACCCUGCUCUUUGCUUUGGUUGGAGGUGUAAUUACAGGAUUUAUUCUGAAGUUGCCAAUUUGGGAUGCUACUGCUGAUGAUGAUCUGUUUGAAGAUGAACCCUAUUGGGAGGGUACAGAGCCAUACUACAACCAAGUUCCAAAGAAAGAUGAAACAGAAAUGCAGCCCUAAAGUUACUUUUAAAAAAAAUUCCAGACCAUUGCAUUUUUAUGGAAUAAGAAAAAUAAACAAACAUAAUGCAGUACUUAAUGAUAGAGAUAAGGAAUUAUACACUUACAGUGGUUGUUUUACUUAAAGAAAAGUAAAGAGUUUUAAUUAUCAAGGUGUAUUUUUUUAUCAAAGCAAAGACAAGCUCAUUGUAUAUAAUGAUUUGUGUUAUAAUUAUUAACACAACAUGAUGCUUUUAUUGAGACAAGAUGAUCAUAAAUAAGGAUUAGGAAAUAAGUAUUUUUUUUAAUAAUCUGAAAAAUGAAAUUAAUGUAAAUGGUGAUUUAGGCCACAUAAUUAUAGUUGUUGCACCCUCUUUAUUUUUAAAUUUUUCCUAACACAAGAUUUCUGCAACAUUUGCAUGCUGCAGCCAGACAUUGGGACAGUUAGGACAGUCCUUCAUUAUUUUACUCAGAAUAUUUAGUAAACCUAUAGUAAGUUACAGUAUGUGAACCAUUCUUUAAACAUCAACCUUUAGAGAGUGGACCUAUUAAAAGUGGAUUUAUUUUUGCUUAAGAUACUGGACCCAUCAUUUAUUUGCAAGGCUUUUUUAUAUGCAAGGAUUUUAUCGAGCAUUCAAUUUCUUCAUUUGGAAAAUAAUAAAGUUAUUCUGAUUCUGAUUGAACCAUAGACAAUUUCAUGUGUAUAAUCAAGAUAAUGUGGAUUCGUCUUUUAAAAUGUGGACAAUUUAAUUAUGUAAAAUCUAGAUAAUGUGGACUCGUCUUUUAAAAUGUGGACAAUUUAAUUAUGUAAAAUCUAGAUAAUGUGGAUAUACGAAGAGAGGACAAUUCUAAACUUAAAACUAAAUAAUGUGGACCCAUCUUCCAAAAGUAAAUCCAUUGGGAUUUCUUAAAAUCCCAAUGCGAACUUGCUAUUUCUAAGAGUGAACACACUUUACAGGUUAAAAUAAAGAAAAUGUGUACUAGUUUUUAAAAAAGUGUACUAUAAACUAUCAUGUAUUGUUUCAUUAUCUGUUUGUUCUGUACUAUUGUAUAAUUUUAAAUACAUAUUCACUAGCAUUGUUCAGGCCUAGAAUCACUUGGAUAGUCAUUGCUUAUCUGAUGGUUGCAUUUCUGUGGGAUUUUCUGUGUUUUGCCUCAUAAGUAAAAAGAAGAGGUUGGACAAGAAACAUAUUUUAAGUCCAAUGGCAUAUACAUACACUUUGUUUACAUUUACAAAUUCCUUGCAGCAUUGAGGGAUAAGGAUCUAGGAGGGAUGAUUAUUUAUUUAUUUAUUUUAUUUAUUUAUUUACGUUUAUUUACCCAGGGUAGUCCGAAACAGUUAAAACACUGAUUUCCAUUGGGGCCCUUCAUUUAAAGCACAUGGUCGUAACUGGUUAUAUUUUCUUCCACACUUUCUAAUUCUAACCUAUUUUUUGUCUCCGCUUCCUUUCAGGAUGUUGAAAAAGAACCGAUGGUUAAACAAGCAGAUAAAAAAGAACAAAAUCAAUCAGAAAUCAAAUUGUAGUGUCCAACAACAGUUAUCAUGCAUUUCUUGUCAUGUAAUCUUGUCAUAAAAAUAAUGUGAUUUGGUUAUCAUAAAAGUCAAUUGGGGAAAAAAUAGUUUAAAUACAAUUAUGCAACAUUUUCAAAAUAGUUUUAAUUGCGUAACCUUGAUUAAUGAGUAAAAUUAUGGUAUAAAGUUCUUCCAUUUCUAGCACCUACCAUUAUUUAAGCAAACAAUAUAUUUUUACAAUGUUGAGAAUGACCUUGAGAAGGCAUUAAGACUCAGUAAUAACAUGAGAAUAUUGUCCAAUAUAUUUUUAUUUUUCGGAAAAUUGUUAUCACUGGUUUUACUAUUCAAUAAUGUACAGUAUUUUGUAUGUAGGCUAUACUAAGUUUGGAGUGCCUAACUUUUUUUCUUUAUGGAACACUCAUCAGGACCAUUUAGUAAUAAUGGUGGAUACAGUAGUACCUCAUACAAUCAAAGGUGUGUGUGCUUACAUCUUUCUAUGUAAUGCAAGAUUCCUUAUGAGAAUGAUGGUAGCAAGAGGCAACAUUUUUUUAUAAUUGAAUCAUAAGAAAAAGUAAAAAUUAUUUUGCCAAAUACAAACAAAAAUAUUUCUCAUACCAUCCAACAUUCUUUAAAAAAAAUUAUUCAUGAGGCAACACCUUGAAAAUCCUAUGCAAAUGCAAACAUCCUAUUAAUCAAUGAGUAUUUUUGUUUACCUAGACCUAUGUAGAUAUGGUUGUAUACAUGUGUGGCCAUUUUUAUAAAUAGAACAAGGGCAUCAUCUUCCUUGGAUGAUCCACCUAUGUGGCCUAAUGUCAUUCAUAUUAAUAUAUAUUAAUAGGCCUUCAAAUAGAUUCAAUGUGAAAAAAGCCCUUGUUUAAUGAUUUUUGGCUUUGUGCAUGUCUCAUCUACAUGUAUUUCGAACAAAUAUUGGUAUUGCAACAUGCCAUUUCAGGGACGAAGAAUCAAUAGAUUGCAGUAAUAAAAAAAAACUAUCAAUUGAGGUGGCAUAAAAAGAAGGAACGGAUAGGAUGAGAAACUAAGUUCUUUAUCUGGCUUUAGUCUACAUUAUAAAUAUCACAAUUGCAUAUUUAAUGCCUUGGAAUUGAAGCAAAGACCAUAUAUAACAAGAAAAUGCACACUUCAAAUCUGUAAAAUCUUCUAAAUGAAUUAUGGGAAUGUAAUUACAGCGCCCUAUGUAAAAAGGAAGGCCCAAAAAUGACCUUUUAUGAGGGACGCGCAGUGAUCAUACUUGAAACGAACUUAAGCACAUGUGUGUAGGAACAACACAUGGAGAGCAGUUCUCUAUAAAAAUAUAAAGCCUUUCUGAACUUUAGUGGGUGCUUUAUCUGAUACAAAUUUCCAGUGCAUAGUUUUCAAAAGCACAACCUUUCUAUAUAUGUUUUUUGGUUGAUAAUGGUAUAUAAUAUUUGUGUUAUACUCUAUAAUCAUAAUUAAUUUUUAAUUAUAUUGCUCUGUUAUAUAUGUGGAUGGCUACAAGUCUUGUAUUCUAUGUGGUUUUUAAAAUUUUAAAUCAACUAUAUUACAAAGACAAUAACCUGUGGUGACUGUUCAUGUCAAAUGGCAUUUUAUUUAACUGAUAUUUUAUACGAAGGUUUCAUAAUUUUGAUCAGAAAGACGAGACUUUUAUUACACCUUGUUUUAUGAACCUAUUGCCCAGAUAAUGAAAAUUGUGAUGAAUAAAAAUAUAUUUUAUUUUUUAUCUGUAAGCAUGCACCAUUCACUCUUAAAAAUACUUUAUCAAAUUUUAUUUUAAUUCUCUUCUCCAGAUGCUUUUGGCCUAACCAUUUUGCUAAAAAGGUAUAAAAAGUCUCACUGAUAUAUUAUGUUACACAUAAGUACAUAUACAAAUUACACAUAAGUAUGGAUAUAAAUAUAAACUCUAAAAUUUCUGUGAAAUUAUUUUAAAAGUUUUUGGAAUAUAUAUUGGUAAGAUAAUUUUGAGCCAAAUAUGAAUGUAGUGAAUUUGGUAAAUGAUUUUCUUUUUAUUAAUCCAUUAAUUUAGUUUUAAAUUGUUUUAGGGCAUGACAAAUUUUUCCAAUAAUUAAUCUGUGAACUUCGUUUUUAACUUGUGUUAUGGUAUAAUGAUAAAUAAUCCUGAGUAGUGCAAAGAGUAGUUUCCAUAUGGACAAGCAGUAGUUAAAGAGUUUCAGCAUGUUAUCUAUUGUAGUUGUACUAAGACUUCAUUAAAACCUUGAUAUUUUGUAUUUUAA